UCUUCGACUCGGUCACCGUAGAAAAGCGCCUACUCGGUCAUACUUAAGUUACCUAUCUGUCUGGCGUAGUUUACCGUCGUCUUUCUGAGAGAGAAGCACGAAAAACUUUCCCCAACAGCAAAGCAGCCACAUUUAGAAGAAUGAGAAUACUCUCAGCGGCCUAUUUCACCGCGGGCAUACUCGCCUGCCUGGGCACUGUCCGAGCAGACUACUGUGAGGUCAAUCACUGCUUUAAUGGGGCAACAUGUGUGACUGGAGUUGGAGAAGAUCCCUUCAUCUGUAUCUGUGCUGACGGCUUCAGCGGCGACACCUGCAACCUGACAGAGACUGGCCCGUGCAGCCCAAAUCCAUGCAAGAACGAUGGCUCUUGUGAGGUCAUUGCCCCCGUCAGACGUGGAGACGUUUUUAACGAAUACGUUUGCAAGUGCCGGCCUGGAUUUGAGGGUUUGCACUGCCAGUUCAACGUGAAUGACUGUGCCAACCAGCCGUGUACCAAUGGAGGGGUCUGCAAAGAUCUGGACGGAGACUACAUUUGCCAGUGCCAGUCGCCUUACGUGGGGAAGCAGUGCCAGCUGCGUUGCACUUCUCUUAUGGGAAUGGAGGGAGGAUCGAUCGCUGAGUCCCAGAUUUCUGCUUCUUCUGUGUACUAUGGCAUCUUGGGUCUCCAGCGCUGGGGUCCUGAGUUGGCCCGACUCAACAACCAAGGCAUUGUUAACGCGUGGACGUCUGCCACUCAUGACAGGAACCCAUGGAUCGAGAUCAACAUGCAGAAGAAGAUGCGUCUGACCGGGAUAAUCACUCAGGGGGCCAGUCGCAUGGGAGCCGCCGAGUUCAUCAAAGCCUUUAAAGUGGCGAGCAGCUUCGACGGGAAGAGUUACGUCAUAUACAAAGUGGAUGGGACGAGAAAAGACAAGGUUUUUGUUGGCAACACGGAUAAUGACAGCACCAAGACUAACAUGUUUGACCCCCCUAUUUUGGCCCAGUACAUCCGAAUCAUCCCAGUGGUUUGUCGCAAGGCUUGCACACUGAGGAUGGAGCUGGUGGGAUGUGAACUCGACGUGUAUUCAAACACGGCAGGUUGCUCCGAGCCCAUGGGCAUGAAGUCCCGCCUGGUCUCAGACAGUCAGCUCUCGGCCUCGAGCACUUUUCGUACGUGGGGGAUCGACAGCUUCACCUGGCUGCCACAGUACGCCCGCUUGGAUAAACAGGGGAAGACCAACGCUUGGUCACCUGCCACCAACAACCGCUCCGAGUGGAUCCAGGUGGAUCUGGAGAAGAUCAAGCGCCUGACUGGAAUCGUCACACAGGGAGCAAAGGACUUUGGGGUGGUGCAGUUUGUGUCCGUCUUUAAAGUGGCCUACAGUAAUGAUGGAGAGUCGUGGGUCACUGUGAAGGACGUCAACACCAAUGGAGACAAGCUUUUCCAGGGCAACAUCGACAACAACACGCACAUGAGGAACAUGUUUGCACCGUCCUUCUACGCGCGCUACGUCCGAGUGCUGCCCUGGGAAUGGCACGAGCGCAUCACACUACGCAUGGAGCUGCUGGGAUGCGACAACUAAAAGCACAGAUGCUAUUCAUCAUCAUAUAGACUCUUAAUCUUGUUGACUGACGUUGGAAGCUCAAGCAGAUAAGGGUGCGGAUGGUCGGUCGGGUCGGCCGGGACUAAAACACUAGGAGCACUUUUUGAGUGUCAUUUUCUUGUACAUUAAAACUUUAUACCGCGUCGGUGCUCUUUGUAUAGAAGUGGUUUGCGUUCUCCCUUCAUUUGGUUCUUCUGUUAAGUUAGAACAUUUCUGUUGAUCCCUACAAGACACAUGUCUCAGUCACGCCCAUUUCACAAUGCAAAAGAACAGUCUGUAUUAAAUUUGAAGGUGUAAAGAGAGAAGAUUGUGCAUAUUGAACUAAAAUGUGACCCUACUUAUUCUUGAGUAAUUCUGUUGUAUAAUAAAUGUGUAGAAAAUAGGUGUUUUACAUUUUUGUAUGCUCAACCAUUCUUGCACUGUGUUAACAAAAUAAAUAAAUGCUAUAAAAUGGA
Molecule: messenger RNA, 2038 nt
Organism: Synchiropus splendidus (mandarinfish)
Lineage: Eukaryota; Metazoa; Chordata; Actinopteri; Syngnathiformes; Callionymidae
Product: EGF-like repeat and discoidin I-like domain-containing protein 3
Exons: 10
Coding region: 141-1562 (473 amino acids)
Molecular function (GO): calcium ion binding
Source: RefSeq, a predicted model, not a curated record